UUGUUUCUCUACCACCUUGACUGGCCUGCCUGGUCCGAGGAAGCCCCUCCCCCGGCGCCUUUAUUUAUCUUUCGGCUUUCCUCCAUGACUACUCUUCCUCAGAUUCUUCUCCAAUCCCGCCCCAUUCCUCGCUCCUCCGAUCCCCACAUUUCCACUUCUUUAUGCAUAGUAGCGCCACCCGCAUGGCACGAAGGCAGAGCGACGCCGGGCCGGCGGGUUUCGCGUCCCUGGCGCUCCUCAUGAUUGGCGCGGUCUCCUGUACCGCCGUCUACAUCUUCAUGUCGAACGUGCGCAGACCCACAACCCAUUCUUCUGCUUCUUCUUCGCAUUUUGAUGAUAACGGUGAUGGUGAUUAUGGGUUCUAUAAGAUGGCGACGGCCGAUGAGGCGAGUGGUGGUGGAGGCGAAUGCUGCCGAGGGAUCGAGCAUUUGGAGCUGUGGGGGCCGGCGGUGAAAUGGGGGGCGAAUUUUAAGCUCAAUUCACCGGCGGAGUGCUGCAGGGCAUGCGAGGCGAUGUGCGGCGGGAACGGGGGUCCCUGCUUGUGCGAUAGCUGGGUCUUCUGCGGGGACAGGGAGGCUUGCGGUUCGCAAUUCGGUGAGUGUUGGUUGAAGAAACAAAAGGAUUCCUUAGCUCCAGAGAGGCAAGCAGCAGGGCCACUGGUUAAGUGGACUUCAGGGCUCAUCUUUGGGAAAGGACAGGGCAUCAUUGGCUUGGAAACAGAAUAUGGUACCAUCCACAUAAAGCUUUUCCCUGAUUGUGCCCCGCAUUCGGUGGAGUAUAUUCUUGAGUUGUUGGCGCUGAAGCACUGUGCCGGUUGUCAAUUCUAUCGUGCCGAAAGUCGGGGCCUGUUCUGGGAUCCAAAUGGCAACCACCUGAAAAACGCACCAUUUGGCCCUCCGUUUGCGCUGAUCCAAGGAACCCUUGGAGCCCAAGGAACUGCAUCCCCAAAGAUCCCCACCGAAGCCUGUCCCACCAUUAAAAGAGGUUCAGUUGCUUGGGUUGGAAAAGGCCCAGAAUUCUUCAUAAGCCUGGCGAACCACGAGGAGUGGAGGAAUUCAUACACUGUAUUCGGGUCGGUUCUUCCUAAAGACAUGAGCAUUGUGGAGAAAAUCGCUCAACGUCCUACUGUGUCCGAUGUUUGGAACAACAUUAGCGUCUCUGUCUUGGAAACUCCUGUUUCAUUGCUCUUGCGGAGAAGGAAGAUCGGUCAUGAAGGCGUUUUAACAUCGAAAUGAAGAACAAGGCUGAUAGAACAAAUUACGUUAUAUGUAGUUUGUUGCUGAUGCUGCAGAUUUCGCGGCGUUCUCUCUUCUGUGGGAUUGUUUCAGAAUCAGAGAUAUCUACUACCUGUACAGAAUUUAGAAUUUCUUGUAGGUCCUGUUCGUCGGGGACUGGAAAUUGAGACAAGGCUCCCAUUUUAUCAUCCCUAAUUAUACAACCGGUAGUUGUUUGUCACGAUCAA
Punica granatum (pomegranate) is the source of this 1462-nucleotide messenger RNA. The record is from RefSeq and is a predicted model, not a curated record. NCBI's taxonomy places the organism in Eukaryota, Viridiplantae, Streptophyta, Magnoliopsida, Myrtales, Lythraceae.